This is a messenger RNA of Venustampulla echinocandica, 813 nucleotides long. Its product is annotated as Short chain dehydrogenase. Lineage: Eukaryota; Fungi; Ascomycota; Leotiomycetes; Helotiales; Pleuroascaceae. The transcript is spliced from 4 exons. Gene Ontology annotation, molecular function: oxidoreductase activity, acting on NAD(P)H, oxygen as acceptor. The record is from RefSeq and is a predicted model, not a curated record. Gene Ontology annotation, cellular component: intracellular anatomical structure. The coding region runs from base 1 to 813 and encodes 270 amino acids.
AUGGGCCCCGUUUCAAUCCGCAACCCAGAUCCUCCGGUCAAGGACAGCGUCUUCGACAUGUUCCGCCUAGACGGCAAGACCAUUAUUGUUACUGGCGGCUCGGGAGGCAUCGGCUAUGAAGUUGCUCGUGGUCUCGCCGAAGCAGGGGCAAAUCUCGCACUCUGGUACAAUUCCUCCAACAAAACCGACGAAUUUGCUGCCACGAUUCGAAAAGACUUCAAGGUCAAAGUCGAAACCUACAAGGUAGCAGUAGAGAACUACACGGAAGUCGCCAACGGCGUGGCGCAGGUCGUAGCCGACUUUGGCGGCCUGGAUGUCAUGAUUGCAAAUGCCGGGAUCCCCUCAAAAGCCGGUGGUCUGGAUAGCGAGCUCGAGGACUGGAAUCGUGUGAGGGCUGUAGAUUUUGAUGGAGCCUACCAUUGUGCCAGAGCUGCUGGGUUUGUGUUUAAAAAACAAGGAUACGGAAAUUGUGUGUUCACCGCCAGUAUGUCGGGGCAUGCAGUGAAUGUACCACAAGAGCAGAGCUGUUAUAAUGCCUGCAAAGCUGGAGUGAUCCAUCUUUCAAAGUCGUUGGCUGUGGAAUGGGCCAAGUUUGGAGCGAGAUGUAAUAGUGUCUCUCCUGGCUAUAUUAACACGGCCAUUUCUGGAGCUUGCCCUUUUGAGAUGAAGGAGGCGUGGUUCAAUUUGACGCCGAUGAAGAGAGAUGCGGAUCCUAGGGAGCUGAAGGGGAUCUAUCUCUACCUAUGCUCUGAUGCGAGCUCCUAUACUACUGGGGCUGAUUUCAUUGUUGAUGGAGGGUACACAUGUAGAUAG